Hyphopichia burtonii NRRL Y-1933 is the source of this 1290-nucleotide messenger RNA. RefSeq names its product zuotin (gene ZUO1). The transcript has a single exon. Lineage: Eukaryota; Fungi; Ascomycota; Pichiomycetes; Serinales; Debaryomycetaceae. The record is from RefSeq and is a predicted model, not a curated record. Gene Ontology annotation, molecular function: Hsp70 protein binding; ribosome binding. Gene Ontology annotation, biological process: regulation of translational fidelity; 'de novo' cotranslational protein folding. Gene Ontology annotation, cellular component: cytosol. The coding region runs from base 1 to 1290 and encodes 429 amino acids.
AUGUCUAUAACUUUACCAGCCUUACCAUCCGGUAAAACUGACUCAUUCAAAGCCCACGGGAAAUACUCCAGUCCAAACCGUCGUCCAAUCGAACCGGUUGGUCGUCAUUUCUUAGCCCAUGCUUCCAGAACUUUAAGAGGACAUACUUGGUCAGAAUAUGAAAAACUUGAAGCUGAAAGAAAUGUCAAACAAAUUGAAACUAACGAAGAUGAAGAUCUCGGUGAUGAAGAACAAAGUGAAGAGUUGUUAGCACAUGAUCCAAGAGAAUGGAAAACUGCUGAUUUAUAUGCCGUUUUAGGAUUAUCAAAUUUAAGAUGGAGAGCUACUGAAGAUCAAAUUAGAAGAGCCCAUAGAAAACAAGUUUUAAAACAUCAUCCUGAUAAAAAAUCUGCAUCUGGUGGUUUAGACCAAGAUGGUUUCUUUAAAAUCAUUCAAAAAUCUUUAGAAAUUAUGACUGAUUCAGUUAAAAGACAACAAUAUGAUUCAGUUGAUGAAAAUGCUAACAUUCUUCCUCCAGCUCCAAAAACUCAAUAUGAUUUCUUUGAAGCUUGGGGUCCUGUUUUCGAAAGUGAAGGUAGAUUUUCUAAAAAACAACCAGUUCCUUCUUUAGGUACUUUGGAAAGUUCACAAGCUGAUGUUGAUAAAUUUUAUCAAUUCUGGGGGAAAUUUGAUUCUUGGAAAACUUUUGAAUUUAAAGAUGAAGAUGUUCCUGAUGAUACUGCCAACAGAGAUCAUAAACGUUAUAUUGAACGUAAAAAUAUUUCUAAUAGAAAGAAGUUGAAACAAGAAGAUAAUAAACGUGUUAUUGACUUGGUUGAAAGAGCUCAUAAUGAAGAUCCAAGAAUUAAAUUAUUUAAAGAAGCUGCUAAAAAGGAAAAGGAAAGAAAGAAAUGGGAAAGAGAAGCUGGUUCAAGACAAGCUGCUGAAGAAGCUGCUCGUAAAAAGGCUGAAGAAGAAGCUGCUGCUAAGAAAGCUGCUGAAGAAGCUGCUUCUACCAAAGCUAACUCUAAGAAAGCUAAAGAAGCUGCUAAAGCUGCUAAAAAGAAGAAUAAGAGAGCCAUUAGAGGUGCUGCUAAAGAUAAUGAUUACUUUGGUGAUUCUGCUAAAGCUGCCGAUAUUGAUGCUGAUAUUGAUUUAUUAAUUGAAUCUUUCUCUGAUGCUCAAUUGGUUGAUGUUGCUGGUAAAGUUGCUGACGCUUCUGCUGCUAAAGCCGCCAUUCAAUCUGCUGCUUCUGAAUUGAUUGGCGCUGGUAAAUUAAGUGCAUCUACUUUAAAAUACUUCUCUGCUUAA